This is a messenger RNA of Perkinsus marinus ATCC 50983, 257 nucleotides long. Its product is annotated as atrial natriuretic peptide receptor, putative. Gene Ontology annotation, molecular function: guanylate cyclase activity; peptide receptor activity. The record is from RefSeq and is a predicted model, not a curated record. NCBI's taxonomy places the organism in Eukaryota, Perkinsozoa, Perkinsida, Perkinsidae. The transcript has a single exon. Gene Ontology annotation, biological process: intracellular signal transduction; receptor guanylyl cyclase signaling pathway; cGMP biosynthetic process. The annotation marks the transcript as partial.
CCCUCGUUAUGAAAAUUGGCAUUCACACCGGUCCGGUCAUCUCCGGCGUGGUCGGGUCGAGAAGGCCGCAGUUCUGUAUAUUCGGGGAUACCAUCAAUACCGCCUCGCGCAUGAAGUCCACUGCAGUUCCUAAUUGUAUUCACCUCUCUGCGAGCACGCGGAAGUGCUUGGAGUUCUCUCCAAGCCUGUCUUUCGAGGAGCGUGAGACAUUCGUCAAAGGUAAAGGUAUGUUGGUAACCUACAAUGCCUCGCGGGCU